UUGAUGUUUGACUUCAUCCAUUUGUUUGUGAUGCGUCCGAGGAUGUGGCAGCAGAAUCAGCGGAUCUUUCUUCUUCUGUCAGUGAUGGUCACAGGGUCGUGUUGGGUUCAUUUGAAGGUGUCUCCGGAGGUCCCCGCCUCCAGAGGAGAAGACGCCGUCCUGAACUGCUCCUUCACCCCCCCCCAACACCCUUCAGGGGAGAUCACCGUCAGGUGGUUCGCCAGAGAACCGAACUCUUCACCGUUCUUCAGCUGUUCAGUUAAAAACGACUUAGCGACUCAGGGACUCGGCGACUGUUCGUAUUCUGAGUUCACACAUUCCCUGACUGGAGAUCCACGGCGGGGGGAGCUGUCUCUCCUCAUCAGGGCGGUACAGCUGACGGAUAACGGUCCUUACUACUGCGGAGUGGAGCUGGACGGCCAGCGGAGUGUUUCCAAAAAGACACAGCUUCGUGUCACAGCUGAACCUCAGAUCCUGAGUCUCGUCGUGGUGGAGACAGACAGCGCCCCCCGGAGUCUGGAGUGUGAGGUGGAGGGCAACCCGCUGCCUAAACUGGUUUGGUUGUCGGCUUCCAAGUUAAUGUUGGACGACCAGGGGGAGACGUCUCAGUCGCGUCCGUUCCGACUGAUCGGCAAGGUGCCGUACCUGGAGGAGGAGGAGUUGACCUGCAGGGCGGAGAGCGAGCUGGGCGGAGCUCAGCUGACGUAUCCAACCCAUCAGGCUCCGCUGAUAACAGUGGUGGUGUGUGGCCUCAUGGGGGCGCUGCUGCUGCUGCUGCUCUUCAUAGGAGUCAUCGUUCACUGUCGCAGAAACAGAGGUGAGCGUCAGUGA
This is a messenger RNA of Paralichthys olivaceus (Japanese flounder), 831 nucleotides long. The record is from RefSeq and is a predicted model, not a curated record. Lineage: Eukaryota; Metazoa; Chordata; Actinopteri; Pleuronectiformes; Paralichthyidae.